Coregonus sp. 'balchen' is the source of this 23325-nucleotide messenger RNA. NCBI's taxonomy places the organism in Eukaryota, Metazoa, Chordata, Actinopteri, Salmoniformes, Salmonidae. The record is from the annotation of a GenBank genome assembly.
CUCAAAGAAAGGCAUGAUCUUUUCUUACUCUUUAUCAGAAUGGAAUAAUAUUGACUUUCAAGGCAAUAACAGACUUCUGCCAGUGGAUAAGAUAUUUAUUUGUAUAGAAUCUUUUGUCCUUGUUUUGUAAGAAUGGCACAGCAAUUCUAGACAGAAUGCUAUCCUAUUCAAGGAGGAGAAACAGUUUACCCUAAUGGCUUCAAGAGGAUUGUUGUGUUUUGCAGGAAUGAUUAUGAGUGCAUAAGAGCUUACUUCCCAUACACCCACUCUCCUAAGGCAUGCUCCAGACUGAAGGUUUCCACCCAUAUAUCCCUGCAAAUUGAAGGAGCUCACUCAACAUCAACAUCAAGGACUUCUCUCCAACUCAGAGAGGAUACAGGAGCACAGAUAGCUAUCGUACAUUGUCAACAGACAAGACAGGGUGGUGAAAAAGGUGGACAGGAACUCUCCCAAGGUAAGUGACGACUAUAUUGUCCUUAUCAUCUUUCUUCUUCCCUCUCUUAUUCUAACACACAAACAGGAGGGUUUCACGGUUGCUUCUUUCUGUCUGCAACCAGCCCAGACUAUUUUGCAACUGCCAACCCACACUUUUGUCUGUGAGACAGUACUGGUUUCUCUGCUCUCAGCAUUACAGAAUCCCCAACUUGGGGAUGGGUGACAGAGGUAUCCACAUCCUGAUGGGUCUCUCUUGUGGUAUUGUCAGGGGGAACAACACAAACUGAUGUUUUUCAAAUAGCUUGUCUCUCAGUGCAGCUGGGAUGCGUAUCCCCUGCUGUGCAUUCCUUCCCCUCAGGCAAGGCAGCUAAAUGAUAACAACAGGAUUUUUACCAAAUUGUUUUUCCAGACAUGUAAGGAUACUCAAACUACUUCAGUUCUAUUGACAAGAUACACUUUUUCACAAGAUAGAUUAAAAGAAAACAGCAUAUAACAUGGGUUGAGAACCACGAUGGCCACACACGUCUAUCUGUUGAAAGAUUUACUGACCCUCUAUGGAUAUCACUCAUCUCCUUCAAUGGGGGCUGUUCGACAUUAACACAUGCUUGGAUUUCAGUUCAAUGGCACACUGGUCAAAGAACACGUAGAUCCAGUAUGUUACCAUACUGUUGCAUUACGUACCAUAAGCCACACAUUAUAUAUUGACUAUUCAACUGCAGUUUCAGUAGCAUAAUUUACCAACAUUUUAUUAUUCUGUACAUUUGAGUCAACACUGCUGUGUGUUGUUGUGCUUUUUGCACCCUUACCAAAGAAUGAAGCCAUGAGAAAAGGCAUGCGUGGAAUGUCAUUACAGAUAUACAAUUCACCCAAAAGCAAACAUAAAGGGCCCUACUACUGUCGCUGUGGUAAAAACAGCCCUUGUCUAGACCACAUUGUGCAAAAAGAAACCAAAUUGCAAUAGCAGAUUGUACAGUGUAGAGUUUCAUGCCCAUACACCCUUCCAUUUUUACUAGACACUUACUUUCAAUCACAGGAUGUACUAACCUCAAUGGGGGAAAAGUAAUAUAGCUAGACUUCACUCAACUAAAUACAAUGGCAUAAAAUACGCUUCUCCCCCAGAACUGGGCACUGCUCUAUACACUGUAAACCGAUUACUGUAAAACCACCACCUACCCCUCCCUUCAAUCCAGACACUGCAUGGAAAAUGUGUUAAAUUGAUUAAGGCCUUGUUUGGGUCACAGAUGAACAUUUGCUUAGUACUGAAAACUACAAAAAUGUCUCUCAAUACACUGCAGCAGGGUCGUUUAUGUAACAUCUAGUCAGGCCAAAUACAACGUAUUUAGGCAUAUUUGAAAUAGUGAAAUGAUGGCUUCGUGUGUGAUUUGAUUUCCAUUGCAUUUUCCUAUAGCGGCUACGCAUACGACUAUUACCAUCUAGUAAGCUCGCGACGAGCUAGGAUGAGCUUGUGUUGCAUCUAGUACAUAUUAUUUUGAUAAAAAGUAUUCUUUCACAACUAUUUAGCCGGUGGGAAAUUUGCCAUACCACAUGAGAGGGUCUGCUGCAGACUGUAAUGUAUCAGUCACGGAGUCGUUGACGGUGCUAAAUCGGAUACAGGAGCGUAGGCCAUAUGAAACAGAGGUUCAGUUUGUUUUGCAGCCUUUCCGAUUGGUGGGAACACAUGGCAUGCAGUGCGGCUAUGGUAGGGUGCCACAGCUCAGCAUCUGUGUUCGCGGGCUGGUUACGUCUGGUGUGUCAGUCACUCGCCCCCACACAAGGGAGGCCAGUGUUCCUCAUCACAGAGAGACUGUGACGGCCAGGCUCUGCCUCCCUCACAAUGAUAAGAAAGCAGCUGGGAGGCUUCUUUAGCUCAGCUCAGAGGGUUUCAUAAACACAACCAUGCUCCAGACUAUAACUGAUUGAACUGAUGAGGUGAUGCCCAGUUUAGCUCCGUUGGGAAUUCAGUCUUAUACCGAAUGAGGUAGUAUGAGCGUGAAAUUAGUAUGUGUGUGUUCAUGGAAACAGCCUUUAUUUGAUCUAUGAGGCCAGGUCAUAUAGAGCCAGUUUCUUUUGUUUUAUUAGACAUUUUGACUCACAGCCAGCCCCUUUUGGGCAGCGGCCAACUAACAUUAUAGGACCUGGGCCAAUGAGCUUGCAAACAAUUGAUGCUUUUCUGAAAGAGUCAAUUUGCAAACCUUAGCCAGAGUGUGAGAGGCUUUGGUUUCGGGCAAAUAAUGUUUGUUUGUUUUAAUUCCUCUAAGAGCAUGAGUCCUGAGAGGAUGCUUGAUUAGAAAAGAGCUGCUUAUCUCAACAAGCUAUUUUGAUCGCAAUAGCUGUCUGGUUUUCUGUGGAAAAUUCCCCCUAUCUUUAAGGACUCUUUCCCAACAUCUCCCUCUGUGGCCUCCUCCCUUAACCACUCCACCUCUACCUCUUGAUAUUUUCCCCUGAAAACACAUUGCUUCUUUCAGAUGGAAUUUCCUUAUACUUGGCCUGCAUGGUCUAGCCAUUAAAUCCAUGCCAUAUUCCAUUUGUUUCCAAAGGGAACACCAAAUUGAAAUUAUCAGGUAGCUGGAGCAAUUCUUUUUCAUUCUGUCUAAAAAUGCCUGGGGUCUGUUUAUUGAGUUGUUCAUUCCCCAGAUAAAAAGGCAGUGUGAUUGAUGAAAGGAUGCGGGGAGUCUGUUUUUAGCUUUAGUAAAACCAUAAGGAGGGAAACAGAGAGAGGGAGAGAGAGAGAGAAAGAGAGACUAACAUGGCAGUUUCAUACAACAGUCACAUCCCAGUGAGGUUCUGUCUGUCUGCACCUCUUGCCUGUGAGUUGCCACCAAUGCCUCAUCUGUACUCUCACUUUCAGACAUACUGUAGCUGGGAAGGACAUUAACUUCACUGGCUGAGGAUCAAUUAGAGCUGGCUGGAAGGUCUUGUAGCAGAGAGGUAUGCUUUUGCUUCAUGGUACCAGACAGACAUCAGAUCAGUGUCCUGCUGCUUCGUUCUGCAGCCAGUGGCCUGAGACAACCGAUUACGUUAGAUUUCAAAUGUCAAUGGCCUUGGCAACCUAAUGUUACUAUGACUGAAUGGAAAAGAUGAAUCAUAAGAUACCGUGACUCAGAUUGUACAAACAAAAUUGCUCUCAAUGAGUGAAUAAAAACACUUGAUAAAGAGCAUGGGAAGCAAGACUUGUUGGUUGAGGUAGCGAAUUCCAGAAGCAGUAUGUCAUUCAUUUUGGGAACCCCCAGCUGUGACAGCUCUAUUUUGACUGUGAGCUCAGCCUGGCCUCAAAGAGUAGAAGUAACAGAGUAAAUGUAGUGGCGUUUAUUCAUGGUUGCCGAGGGAAGGCAGGCUUCCCAAAAAAAUGGACAAAGAAACAAAACAAAAUAUUUAGUCUCUCUGUGUUUUCAUAAUCUUCCUUAAAUUCGCAAGAGGCUGAAUGUAUCUCAACGGAGAAAGCAUCCGAGCGAGCGAAACAGCGCCCCUCUGUCUCUGUAUGUGUAGGCCGUCUAUCUGAUGGUGUCUGGUCAUAAAGAGUAUGACAUUGUUGCCGCCAGUAGCAUUGAAUGCAAGGGAAGCCAGCGAGCAUUUGGCCUCCAUUGAAAAAAAAAUAAAAAAUAAUAGCUAAUCAGCAUUGAGCUAAACUGAGUGAGCUCAACUGUGAAUGGUCUUGGCGCACCAAAAAAAAGUGUAAAGGGAAGUUUGGAUUUGGCUUCACUCCUAUCACAUCGCAUUAAGUGAAAUUAGUCAUUGACAGAAACAUUCUUGAAUUGUUGCAUCUCGUUGUGUUGUUGUCCUCCAGUGGCUAGCUAGCUAAAAUUGGCCCUUUCCUAAAUUAACCAUGGAUGGAGAUAGGGAUUUGGACUUGUGGUUUUACUUAAUUCUCCGUACUGGUCAAUGAUUAUAACGGAAAUUCUGAUCCAACCAUACAUUCAUUCACGGAAAUUCUGAUCCAACCACACAUUUAACUAGCUAACAUUGCCUAUGAAAGGAAGUUAGGCUAGCGAGCAAGCAUUUUAGCAAAGUAGCCUAGGACAACAAAAAAUAGAAGCGUGUACUGGAUGACAGUCAUAGACCGUUUCGUCAACAUGAAAGAGAGGAGGAUGGCAUUGGCAUUUCUCUACAAGUAGGGUGAGUCAACAUGUUUUUUUCUACUUGCACGAACGCACACACGCAUGCGCACCCACGCGCACACACACACACACACACACACACACACAAAUCAAAACCAUGGAAAGCCACAUCAUAUUAAGCUUACGUUGAUUGGACCUAAUUGUUUUUGGUAUCCUUUAGUUGUCAAUGUAUUAGACUAACUAUAGGUGAUUUUAUGAUGUUGAAAUGUUGAAGUUGAAAUGGUGCUGGAAUAGUGGAGGCAGCUUGUGUUUCCUUUGCGACUUGGGUAACUCUCCAUGGUUCUAAAUAAAUAGUUGUUUACUAGUCCGAAAAUGUCGGAAACAUUAACUUGAUUGACCAUGCUUUAGGUCAUGUAACCAUUUGCGAUAUGCUUAUGCUUUGUGGACUUCACCGGACAGAGGUUGCUCUCCGGUUUUGUGAUGAAACAAAGGUGUGGUUGAAUUUAUUCUGCCACUGUGUCUUCUUAUUGUCUUAGGCCUAUAUAUCACGGUCGCAAGGCAUAUGAACUAACAGGUUAUAGAGCAAACAACGCAAUUUUCUGGCUUUUUCUGGCUUGGCUUCUCCAGUGAUUUUACCCAUGCACUGCUACUGAGUAAAUGUAAAUCUGUGACAGAUGUGUUACGUUUGGUGUGGUUACAUAAGACAGAAGGUUACUUAAGACAAAAAUGAAAGAAGGGAGGUUGGGCGGGCAGGAUGGGUGGGCAUAUACCCAAACGUUGUGUGUUCGAAUCAUAUCACGGACAACUUUAGCAUUUUAGCUAAUUAGUAAGUUUGCAACUACUUACUGCUUUUUAGCUACUUUGCAACUACUUAGCAUGUUAGCUAACCAUUUCCCUAACCCUAACCCUAACCUUAACCCCUGACCCUAACCUUAACCCUGACCUCAACCCCUAACUAUGACCUUAACCCUAACCCCUAGCCUAGCUAAUUUGUAACAUGCACUCUUAGAAAAAAUGGUUCCAAAAGGGUUCUGUGGCUGUCCCCAUAGGAGAACCCUUUUUGGUUCGAGGUAGAACUCUUUUGGGUUCCAUGUAUAAUCCUCUGUGGAAAGGGUUGUACAUGGAACCCAAAAGGGUUCUACCUGGAACCAAAAGGAUUCUACCUGGAACCAAAAGGGGUUCUUCAAAGGGUUCUCCUAUGGGGACAGCUGAAGAACCCUUUUUGGUUCUAGAUACAAUAACUUAUUUUUCUAAGCGUGUAUCAUACAAAAUGGAUUAUGGACAUCUACAAAUUAAAACAUACCAUACGAAACGUAACAUAUCAUACUAAAUGGAGGGAGACAGACUUAUCCUUACUAUGUUACAUCUACCCCUGAGUCCAGGUUGGUGAGCUUCCAUUUCACAGACCUUACUUACUUGAGUUGACAUGCUCUGUGCACUCCCAGUACACCCACUCAUUCCUGGCCCAGUGUCCUCGACAUCUUUUGUGCUCUCCACUCUCCUUCUUUGAGCCUAAUUGUUUCCAGACCACGGCAAGUCCUCCAGCUUACAAUCCCUCUAAAAACAUCACAUACAGAGUCUUUAAAGGCCUCUCUAUACACAGUACUCUUUUACUGACUCCUUCACCAUUCAAUGUUUAUUUUACAGAGUAUUAUCAAUUCACACUGGCACUAUGGAGCUGGGCUUGGCAAAGGCUCUGCCGUCGGUGGCCAUCUUUGCAGGUAAGAAAAAGCUAAAUGUGUUUUUACACUGCAGUUAGAUUGUAAUUGGUCGAGAUUGUUCAUUGGUAACGUGUUUGUGUUGUUCAUCUCAUUAUGUUUGGACCCCAGGAAGAGUAGCCACUGCCUCGGCAGCAGCUAAUUGGGAAUCCUAAUUAAUACUAAAUACAUUUCCCAGUGCUGCUGCAGUUUUGUCCAGAGGGCUUCAGUCUGGAGCUCAGCCCCAGUGAGAAGGAGGUCAUACUGAGCACCAACUCCUCCUUCAUGGUGGUCUGUUCUGGUUGGAGCAAGGUGACCUGGAAGUCUCCCCACAACCCCAGCCUGGAGGGAGUGGCUGUGGAGGACAGGGGAUCCACCAGUGUGCUGGUCCUCCACAACGUCACCUGGAGGCACUCUGGGAACUAUGUCUGUGAAGAGCCCUCUACAGAGGAGACCAAGGACAUAUCAGUGUUUGUACCAGGUGAGACUAAACACCCUCUAUAAACCUUCUAUUUUCUUUUUCAUGCAUUUAUUUUAUCUUGUUGGAUAGGACAGAGGUAGAGAGGAAAGAUAGAGGAGAGAGUGUGCUGAAAUAGCAGUGGGCCGGAUUCAACCCAUGCAGCAGCGAUAUAUGUGAUCUGGAGGCAGAGGCUUAGACCGCUAGACCAUCCUAGACCACUGAACCUUCUAUUUUAGGAGGACUAUGGAGGGACAAACUGUGACAAUUCAAAGCUAAUACAAAUCAGUGCUGGUUUCACAAUUGACACCCUCUACCAUUUUAAUAAAAUGUCCCUGCGUCUCUAAAGGCUAUUUUAGAAAGGUCAUUAUUUUUACUUCCCUUCUUCAAAGUCUAACGUAUGGUGGACAUGUCCCCCCCUCCCCAGACCCUGAGGAAUGGUUUGUUCCCCUGCAGCCAGCACUAGUGAUGAAGGAGAGAGAGGAAGGCACCAUUCCCUGCGUGGUGUCUGACCCUAGCAUUAACGUGACCCUGUACGAGAGGGCCAGCAAGGACCCUGUGGAGGGAACAUAUGACCCCAGCAAAGGGUUCACCGCCAUCCUGAAAGAUAGCUCCUACAUCUGCCGAGGUGCCAUGAACGGAGAGGAGAAGGCGUCCCAGGUGUAUUAUGUCUACAGCAUUGUGGGUAAGGCUCUGUGUCAACUCUCAAAGUGAAACUUUGACCAAAAGAAAAAGGGUCUCAACGCACAAUCUUAAAACGGUCUUUAAAAAGCUGUAAAAUGCUUAUUGAAGACCAGGCUGCAGGAAGAUGGUGCCUGUUAUGAUGUCCUCUUCCUUUCCGAUUUAUUCUUUCCAGUCCCCAAAUCCAUGAAUGCCUUCAUGACUCUCUCAAAAACUGUGCUGAAACAAGGCGAGGCCUUAAUGGUUAAUUGUACUGUAGAAGACGCAGAGAUAGUUUACUUCAAAUGGGAUUUUCCUCGUAAAGAGGUGAGUGGACUAUAUGUGACACAUGUUUCCCAAGCAGAAUCAUCUCCUUUGUUGAUAACUAUGUUGUUGCAAUGCUGUUCUUACUUCUGUUAUAUUUUGUUUCCGUCUGAAGAUGAUUGAGCCACUGACAGACUUUCUAACGGGGAACCGGGAGUUUAGAAUUCGUUCCUUCUUGAACAUCUCCAGUGCUACUCUGGAGGACUCUGGCCAGUACAUCUGCCGGGUACAGGACACCGUUUCAGGACAGUCAGCCAUGGAUAAUCUCACUGUUACUGUUCUGGGUGAGCAAACACCCUCAAAGCUUUUCCAAACUCACAACAACAUAAGCCUAGUAACUUUCAUUUAAUCGACUGAAAAAGUGGAAAUACUAUGCACAAUGUAAUGGGGCCUCAAUGGGCUUUGUGUGUGUCUGCUUUGGAAAGUAUCUAACUGAUUGAGGUUCUUGCCAUGUAUCUAUAAGGCAGUAAUCUUCUAUUCAAAUGCCAUUUUACAGAACGGGGCUUUGUGGCUUUGGAACCCUCCAUCAACCACAAUGUUUCAGCGCUGCAGUUUGAGAGCAUUGAGCUCACAGUGCAGAUUGAAGCGUAUCCCAAACCUCAGGUGCUCUGGACCAGAGACAACACCACCCUCACUGGGGAAACGGUAUCCAUGGUCACCAGACAGGUGCAUGAGACCAGGUACCCAUCAUACAUGAUCAUGAACAUCCCAACUGAAAGAAAUCUAUUAAAAUGGUGACAAUGAAAUUGAGAAUCAGGGCAUAAGCCCCAUGAUAUUGAUUGUGUUCUGUUUGACCUUUGACCUCAAGUUACCUCAGUACUCUGACCUUGGUAAGGGUCAGGAUGGAACAGAGGGGCCUCUACACUGUCCAUGUGGCCAACGAAGACGAAGUCAAGGAGAUAACCUUUGAUCUUCAAGUCAAGGGUAAGAUACAUGCCUGAAACAUUAUCCACUCUGGACAGACAUUAGAUGGGAUCACUAUUCAGUCAUUUUUCUUUAUUGAGUUAUCAUGUUGGAAUGUAAAGGAUGUUGAACUGUUUCUUCUAUUGAUAAAAAAAUCAACUACACUGAACAAAAAUGUAAACGCAACAUGCAACAAUUUCCAAGAUUUUAUUGAGUAACAGUUCAUAUAAUGAAAAUAAAUAAAUUAGGCCCUAAUCUAUGGAUUUCACAUGAUUGGGAAUACAGAUCUGCAUCUGUCGGUCACAGAUACCUUAAAAGAAAAGGUAGGGACGUGAAUCAGAAAACCAGUCAGUAUCUGGUGUGACCACCAUUUGCCUCAUGCAGCGCGACAUCUCCUUCGCAUAGAGUUGAUCAGGCUGUUGAUUGUGGCCUGUGGAAUGUCGUCCCACUACUCUUCAAUGGCUGUGCGAAGUUGCUGGAUAUCGGCGGGAACUGGAACACAUUGUUGUACACGUCGAUCCAGAGUAUCCCAAACACGCUCAAUGGGUGACAUGUCUGGUGAGUAUGCAGGCCAUGGAAGAACUGUGACAUUUUCAGCUUCCAGGAAUUGUGUACAGAUCCUUGCGACAUGGGGCCAUGCAAUAUCAUGCUGAAACAUGAGGUGAUGGUGGCGGAUGAAUGGCACGACAAUGGACCCCAGGAUUUCGUCACUGUUUCGCUGUGCAUUCAAAUUGCCAUCGAUAAAAUGCAAUUGUGUUCAUUGCUUAUGCCUACCCAUACCAUAACCCCACCGCCACUAUGGGGAACUCUGUUCACAAUGUUGAAAUCAUCAAACCGCUCGCCCACACAACACCGCAAAAAGCACACUUCUCCAGCGAGCCAGUGGCCAUCGAAGGUGAGCAUUUGCCCACGUAAGUCGGUUACGAACUGCAGUCAGGUCAAGACCCUGGUGAGGACGACGAGCACGCAGAUGAGCUUCCCCGAGACUUCCCCCCCACAGUUUCAUCAGCUGUCCGGGUGGCUGGUCUCAGACGAUCCCGCAGGUGAAGAAGCCAGAUGUGGAGGUCCUGGGCUGGCGUGGUUACACGUGGUCUGGGGUUGUGAGGCCAAAUUCUCUAAAACGAUGUUGGAGGCAGCUUAUGGCAGAGAAAUGAACAUUAAAUUCUCUGGCAACAACUCUGUUGGACAUUCCUGCAGUCAGCAUGCCAAUUGCACGCUCCCUCAAAACUUGAGACAUAUGUGACAUUGUGUUGUGUGACAAAACUGCAGUGGCCUUUUAUUGUCCCCAGUACAAGGUUCUUUAUAUGCCACACCUGUCAGGUGGAUGGAUUAUCAUGGCAAAGGAAAAAUGCUCACUAACAGGGAUGUAAACAAAUUUGUGCCCCAAAAAUUGAGAGAAAUAAGCUUUUUGUGAGUAUGGAACAUUUCAGCUCAUGAAAGAUGGGACCAACACUUUACAUGUUGCAUUUAUAUUGUUGUUCAGUGUAUCUAUGUUUCACUACCUUUCACUGUCUCAUGGGAAAUUUCCACUCCCUGCAGCUCCCCCGAAGAUAAUAGAUCUGUCUGACCAGCACAUGGACCAGGGCCACGGUGUACUCUGUGUCACAGAGGGGGUCCCCACACCCACCAUUCACUGGUACAGCUGUGAAAGCAUUGGAAAGUAAGGGAACAGACCGCUGGAAAUACUGACCAACACAAUGAAGCAUAUUCCGCCACUUCAGUUGUGUUUUGACUUUUACUCUCAAUCUGCAGAGGUAGAGGGCAGCGUUACAAUAGGAUCACACAGUUGAGUGAUAUUUGUUGGACCUGUUGCUUAUUUUGGACUCUCAAUAGUCUAUAGCAGUUUUUGUCAGUCACCCAAUAUCUCACUCAGACAGAAAGUCUCACGAACUGAACAAGCAUAUAUUCUAUCACCAUCAAGCUAAUCCACAAUGAUGACCUCUUCACCCAGAUGCAGUAAUAAGACCACAGCAUGGAAGCCUCUGUCGGCUGACCCAGAGAACGUCAGCAUCCAGAUGAAUGUGAGCUACAUCGAGGCCUCAGGGGUCAACCACGUCCGCAGCCUUUUGACCUUCCAGACCAUGGGGAGUAUUACGUCAGUGCGCUGUGAAGCCCGCAACGAGAAAGGACGCAGGGCCUGGGACAUCAAACUAGUCUCCAACUGUAAGCACUCAACAUUGACUAAAGUCCACUUUAUGCUUGCAUGACUAUGACAUACACUACUGGUCAAAAGUUUUAGAACACCUAUUUAUUCAAGGGUUUUUCUUUAUUUUUUACUAUUUUCUACAUUGUAGAAUAAUAGUGAAGACAUCAGAACUAUGAAAUAACACAUGUGGAAUCAUGUAGUAACCAACAAAGUGUUAAACAAGUCAAAAUAUAUGUUAUAUUGGAGAUUCUUCAAAUAGCCACCCUUUGCCUUGAUGACGGCUUUGCACACUCUUAUCAUUCUCUCAACCAGCUUCACCCGGAAUGCUUUUCCAACAGUCUUGAAGGAGUUCCCACAUAUGCUGAGCACUUGUUGGCCUUCACUCUGUGGUCCGACUCAUCCCAAACCAUCUCAAUUUGGUUGAGGUCGGGGGAUUGUGGAGGCCAGGUCAUCUGAUGCAGCACUCCAUCACCCUCCUUCUUGGUAAAAUAGCCCUUACACAGCCUGAAGGUGUGUUGGGUUAUUGUCCUGUUGAAAAACAAAUUAUAGUCCCACUAAGCCCAAACCAGAUGGGAAGGCAUAUUGCUGCAGAAUUCUGUGGUAGCCAUGCAGGUUAAGUGUGCCUUGAAUUGUAAAUAAAUCACAGACAAUGUCACCAGCAAAGCACCCCCACACCAUAACACCUCCUCCUCCAUGCUUUAUGGUGGGAAAUACACAUGUGGAGAUAAUCCGUUCACCCACACCGCGUCUCACAAAGACACAGCGGUUGGAACCAAAAAUCUCCAAUUUGGACACAUUUCCACCGGUCUAAUGUCCAUUGCUCGUGUUUCUUGGCCCAAGCAAGUCUCUUCUUCUUAUUGGUGUCCUUUACUAGUGGUUUCUUUGCAGCAAUUAGAUCAUGAAGGCCUGAUUCACACAGUCCCCUCUGAACAGUUGAUGUUGAGCUGUGUCUGUUACUUGAACUCUGUGAAGCAUUUAUUUGGGCUGCAAUUUCUGAGGCUGGUAAUUCUAAUGAACUUAUCCUCUGCAGCAGAGGUAACUCUGGGUCUUCCAUUCCUGUGGCGGUCCUCAUGACAGCCAGUUUCAUCAUAGCGCUUGAUGGUUUUGGCGACUUCACUUGAAGAAACUUUCAAAGUUCUUGAAGUUUUCCGUAUUGACUGACCUUCAUGUUUUAAAGUGUUUUUUUAUUUCACCUUUAUUUAACCAGGUAAGCCAGUUGAGAACAAGUUCUCAUUUACAACUGCGACCUGGCCAAGAUAAAGCAAAGUAGUGCGAUAAAAACAACAACACAGAGUUACAUAUGGGGUAAAACAAAACAUAAAGUCAAAAAUACAACAGAAAAUAUAUAUACAGUGUGUGCAAAUGUAGCAAGUUAUGGAGGUAAGGCAAUAAAUAGGCCAUAGUGCAAAAUAAUUACAAUUAGAAUUAACACUGGAAUGAUAGAUGUGCAAGAGAUGAUGUGCAAAUAGAGAUACUGGCGUGCAAAUAAGCAAAAUAAAUAACAAUAUGGGGAUGAGGUAGUUGGGUGGGUUAAUUUCAGAUGGGCUGUGUACAGGUGCAGUAAUCGGUAAAGUGCUCUGACAACUGAUGCUUAAAGUUAGUGAGGGAGAUAAGAGUCUCCAGCUUCAGAGAUUUUUGCAGUUCGUUCCAGUCAUUGGCAGCAGAGAACUGGAAGGAAUGGCGGCCAAAGGAGGUUUUGGCUUUGGGGAUGACCAGUGAGAUAUACCUGCUGGAGCGCAUACUACGGGUGGGUGUUGCUAUGGUGACCAAUGAGCUAAGAUAAGGCGGGGAUUUGCCUAGCAGUGAUUUAUAGAUGGCCUGGAGCCAGUGGGUUUGGCGACGAAUAUGUAGUGAGGGCCAGCCAACAAGAGCAUACAGGUCACAGUAGUGGGUAGUAUAUGGGGCUUUGGUGACAAAACAGAUGGCACUGUGAUAGACUGCAUCCAAUUUGCUGAGUGUUGGAGGCUAUUUUGUAAAUGACAUCGCCGAAGUCAAGGAUCGGUAGGAUUGUCAGUUUUACGAGGGCAUGUUUGGCAGCAUGAGUGAAGGAGGCUUUGUUGCGAAAUAGGAAGCCGAUUCUAGAUUUAACUUUGGAUUGGAGAUGCUUAAUGUGAGUCUGGAAGGAGAGUUUACAGUCUAACCAGACACCUAGGUAUUUGUAGUUGUCCACAUACUCUAGGUCAGACCAGUCGAGAGUAGUGAUUCUAGUCGGGUGGGCGGGUGCCAGCAGCAUUCGAUUGAAGAGCAUGCAUUUAGUUCUACUUGUGUUUAAGAGCAGUUGGAGGCUACUGAAGGAGUGUUGUAUGGACUGUCGUUUCUCUUUGUUUAUUUGAGCUGUUCUUGCCAGAAUAUGGACUUGGUAUUUUACCAAAUAGGGCUAUCUUCUGUAUACCACCCUACCUUGUCACAACACAACUGAUUGGCUCAAAUGCAUUAAGAAGGAAAGAAAUUCCACAAAUUAACUUUUAAGAAAGCACACCUGUUAAUUGAAAUGCAUUCCAGGUGACUACCUCAUGAAGCUGGUUGAGAGAAUGCCAAGAGUGUGCAAAGCUGUCAUCAAGGCAAAGGGUGGCUAUUUGAAGAACCUCAAAUAUAACACUUUUUUGUUUACUACAUGAUUCCAUUUGUGUUAUUUCAUAGUUUUGAUGUCUUCACUAUUAUUCUACAAUGUAAAAAAUAGUGAAAAAUAAAGAAAAACCCUUGAAUUAGUAGGUGUUCUAAAACGUUUGACCGAGUGUAUAUGCAAAUAAGCAAUAAGUAUUUACAGUAACUCUCAACAACUGACGUAAAAUAUAAACUUUUGAUUCCUUUUGAUUAACUGAUAACAAUACUCCUUCAAAUCAAAUCACAAUUUAUUUAAAGUGCAUUGAUCAAAAGUCUCAAUACACUUUACAGACACGUUUAUAAAAAAUAAAAUCAUAUAAAUGUAAUAUAAAUAUAUUAUAUUAUUAUAUCAAUGUAUUAGUCUUUGACUAAGACUUUGACUAACAGAGUAUGAAUAAGGAUCACUGAGGUUGUCCUCUUGUGUGAGCUCCUUCUCUGUGUGUGUGUCUGCAGCUCUGUUCUCCCAGGUGGCUGUCUUGGCUGCAGUGUUAACCCUGGUGGUCAUCGCCGUCAUCUUCCUCAUCAUCCUCAUCGCCCUCUGGAGAAAGGUGACGCCCAAACAGAAACCCAUCACCUUCCCAUCACAUUUGUCUUGAUAGUGAUGCUACUGUUGAAAGAUGAGACUGUAAAAUUAGCGAGGACUACAAUAAUUGACUGGAGCCUGGCCAGUAGGUCUUAAAUCAUGUGGAACUGCUACUUAAGUCACAGCCUUGCCUGGCAUAACAAACUUUUGUGUGGGUGGGGAGGAGGGUGAUGUUAUUCUAUUUUUGUUACAUUAAUUAGAUUUUAUGUAUUUAUGUAUUUUUGUGGAAGCAGCAGCUUCCAUUGUCCAAGACAAAUUUCCCCUUGGGGACAAUAAAGUAUAAUACUGUAUAUAUCAUAUAUAAAACUCUGACAGCCUUUUGUAUCUGCCAUUAGAAGCCCCGGUAUGAGAUCCGUUGGAAGGUGAUCGAGUCAGUGAGCUCAGAUGGCCAUGCGUACACCUACAUGGACCCCAUGGACUUGCCAUAUGACUGUGCAUGGGAGGUGCCCCGAGACAACCUGGUCCUGGGUGAGUGGCUAUUAUAACACAAGGAAUGUUUUGGUAUAAUUGUGUGAAUACUGUAGCCUAUUUAUAAAUCAUAAUGCAUUGAUAUAUUUCACAUUAGCUAAGCUAACAGUACACCUCAUUUUCUGUCGUACCAGGUCACACUCUGGGUUCUGGAGCGUUCGGGAGGGUCGUGGAGGCCACAACAUAUGGCCUUGGUCACUCCCAGUCCACCACCAAAGUGGCUGUGAAGAUGCUCAAGUGUGAGUGCUUUAUGCUUUACUAUUACCAACAACUUGACAUUUCCUCCAUUUUACACACAAACCACUGACCUCGUUACUCAUUACCAUGAGAAAAUAUUGCAACGCUGCGUGUUCUGCUAUUGCUUUUGACUGACAGCCACAGCAAGGACAAGUGAGACUCGGGCUCUGAUAUCAGAGCUGAAGAUAAUGAGUCACCUUGGGCCCCAUCUAAACAUCGUCAACCUACUGGGGGCCUGUACUAAACGAGGUGGGAACUGGAAAGCAUACCACUGCUUAUAGACUUAACAUGUUCCGAUAUGUUAGUCAAAGUGUAUGUUAACAACUGCCCCCUUUUCUCUGCCCUGAAGGUCCUAUUUACCUCAUAACUGAGUACUGUCGCUAUGGUGACCUGGUUGACUACCUUCACCGCAACAAGCACACCUUCCUGCAGUACUACGCAGACAGAAACCGCAGGGAUGCUGAUAUGUGCAGGAACAGCACAGAGAGUGCAGUCCAAAUCCAAGGAAAAAGGCAAGACUGAUGCCUUCUGAAGUACACACUACUGAUUUUACAUUGCAAAGUCACCCAUCAACAUUCAAUGUUUAGUUGCAAUGGAAAAUGGAUUCAGAGGCCUAUGCUUUCUCUAAAUCAAAGAUGUACUAUCACUUAUUGUAAAAAAAAAUGUGCACUUGGUUUUUGACAGUGAGAGCGAUGGGGGUUACAUGGAUAUGACCAAGGAAGAUUCUUUAAAUUAUGUCCCCAUGCAAGAGCUGAGCGACAACAUCAAGUAUGCAGACAUCGAGCCUUCAGUCUAUGAGACGCCUUACCAUCAGGACAACAACUACCAAAGACAAGGUACAUUUUUGUAUACAUUAUCCACUGGGCACACACUGGUUGAAUCAACGUUGUUUCCACGUCAUUUGAACCAAUGUGGAAUAGACGUUGAAUUGACAUCUGUGCUCAGUGGGUACAUUCUACCAGGGGUUGGAACCGGUUCAGGGAAAAGAACCGAAAACCAGAAAAUAACGAACAGAAUCAGAACCAGGCCCUAAAGGCGCGGACUGCGACCGCGCCUCAACUAACCAAAACAGGGGAGGGCUGGGCGGGCAUACCUCCUCGGUGGCGGUUCUGGCUCCGGCCUUGAUCCCCACCUCCUCUCCAACCCCCCAAAGUACCCCUGGUCCUGUCUAGCCCCGCCGGCCGGAGCCAGACUGACGACACGCGCCCCUGGCUUGGUGCGUGGAGGACGAACGGGCCUUACCAGGCUGACGACGCGCACCACUGCCUUGGCGCGGGGAGCAGGAAUGGGCCGGACCGGGCUGAUGAAGCGCACCCCUGACUUGGUGCGGAGAGCGGGACCGGACCGGACAGGGCUGACGAAACGCACCACCAACUUGGUGCGUGGAGCAGGAACAGGUCGGGCAGGGCUGUCGACGCACACCGUAGACCUAGUGCGUGGAGCAGGAACAGGCCGGGCUGGGCUGGCGACGCACACCGUAGUUCUAGUGCGUGGAGCAGGAACAGGCCGGGCUGGGCUGGCGACGCACACCGUAGUUCUAGUGCGUGGAGCAGGAACAGGCCGGGCUGGGCUGGCGACGCACACCGUAGUUCUAGUGCGUGGAGCAGGAACAGGCCGGGCUGGGCUGGCGACGCACACCGUAGUUCUAGUGCGUGGAGCAGGAACAGGCCGGGCUGGGCCGGCGACGCACACCGUAGUUCUAGUGCGUGGAGCAGGAACAGGCCGGGCUGGGCUGGCGACGCACACCGUAGUUCUAGUGCGUGGAGCAGGAACAGGCCGGGCUGGGCUGGCGACGCACACCGUAGUUCUAGUGCGUGGAGCAGGAACAGGCCGGGCUGGGCUGGCGACACACACCGUAGUUCUAGUGCGUGGAGCAGGAACAGGCCGGGCUGGGCUGGCGACGCACACCGUAGUUCUAGUGCGUGGAGCAGGAACAGGCCGGGCUGGGCUGGCGACGCACACCGUAGUUCUAGUGCGUGGAGCAGGAACAGGCCGGGCUGGGCUGUGGAGACGGAUAGGAGACCUAGAGCGAAGAGCGGCCACCACCCGUCCUGGCUGGAUGCCUACCCUCACACACUCUGCGUGAGGCAUCCGCACAGGACGUACAGGGCUGUGAACCCGUACCGACAUGACAGCACGCGAUACGGGAGCAGGAUAUCCGGGACCGCGGAGAGGCACUGGAGACCUCGAGCGUAGAUCCGGCACACUCCGUCCUGGCUGCAUCCCCCCCUUCGCACGACACGUGCGGGGUGCUUGCACAGGACGUACAGGACUGUGCCGGACCACUCGUGGCACAGUACGCUGCUCCGCAUACCGCGGAACCUGCCCCGUCCCACGCUGCCAUGCCUGAGUACGGGAAGUUGGUUCCGCUCUACCUCCAGGCCUCGCCAACCUGCCUUCUGCCUCCCAACACCCGGUGACCACCUCUCCAAAACGUCCUGUAGCAGCCGCCUGCUGCCCAGCCGCCCAAGCCAUGUGCCCCCCCAAAAAAAUUUCUUGGGGUUGCCUCUCGUCCUUCCGACGAUGGCCCUGCUGCCGCCGUUGCUCCUCUCUCGCCAGGGCCUUGAUCCUCCCCCAAGGUCCCUUGCCCCCGAACAUGUCCUCCCAGGACCACGAUUUGCCCACCUGGGCCAUCGCCAGCCUCUCGAUCUCCUUACCCGGCGCUUCCUCCCAUGUCCAAUCUCCUUGCUCCUGGACACGCUGCUUGGUCUUUUUGUGGUGGGUUUUUCUGUCACGAUCGUCGUAGGAGUGAGUAGACCAAGGCGCAGCGUGUGAAACAAACAUGACUUUAUUACGUUAAAGUAAUCCAAACACGACUCGUGAAGUCCAAAACGGUACACUAACCGAACACGGAACAAAAACCCACAACACCCACAGGAAAACAUACAGAUUACAUAUGGCUCCCAAUCAGAGAUAACGAGCCGACAGCUGACACUCGUUACCUCCGAUUGGGAGUCAUUGACCAAACAUAGAAAUAAACCCAACAGAAAUACAAACAUAGAAAAUGAACACAUAGAAUGCACACACCCUGGCUCAACAUAAUGAGUCCCAGAGCCAGGGUGUGACAGAAUGAAAGUAAUAUAUAAUUUUCUGGAACAGAACUGUUAUUUUAAAAACAUGGGAACCGGUUAAUAACAUUAUUUUACAUUCUGGCCAUUUUUUUCCAGUCCCACAAAAAACGCAACAAAGAGCCUAUCCAAAGCCCUCCCUCUGUCAAUCAGAAACUUUAUUAUAGAAGAAUGGAUUAACUUUUUCAAUGCUAGUUAGGGAUUCUAUAGUUAUCACAUUUCACAUUGGACUUAUUAACUACGAAAAGGUAAGAUGUGCUUUUAAUCCAGGUGCCGCUCUGCACACACAAGCUUGUUAGCUAGCUAGCUAGCUCUGGUCCAAUGUUAAGCCAACUCUGAAGUUCAAAGACAUUCAAAGUUGUCCUCUGUAGCUCAGCUGGUAGAGCACGGCACUUGUAACGCCAAGGUAGUGGGUUCGAUCCCCGGGACCACCCAUACACAAAAAUGUAUGCACGCAUGACUGUAAGUCGCUUUGGAUAAAAGCGUCUGCUAAAUGGCAUAUUUAUUUAUUUAAAAGUUCCUCUAUAGAAACCACUCCUCCAGGUAUAAUUCUGUGGGCCUAAUUCCGAUAAUGCAUGUCAUCACAAGAUGCCCAGCACUUCAUGCCAAGCCUCCUCCUCCUUCACCCUCUCUUGCGCUCUUCCCACCAGCAAAGUUUUUAAUUGCAUCUCGUGCCCUACACUUGUAUUUCUAUCACGCAUGUAAACAACUCACUGAGCUAUAGUUUUCCCGCUCCAUAGCAAGCUGCUCUAUCCGCACUGUAUGAUUGGUGAAGUAAUUGAAAUGUUAAAAAAUUAUGAUUUCAGAGGUUUAAGAAGGAACAGAAAGGAACAACAUAUACCGGUACUUUUUUGGGUGUUUGAACCGGUUCCAAACUUUAUUUUGCUGGUUGGAACAGUGGAAUGGAAUAAAAAUAAUAAUGGUUAUGUUCAAAAUGAACCGAUUGGAAACGUAUUUCCAUUUCAACCCCUGCUUUCUACAAUGAAAUAGGGUGUGUCUGAAUUGGCACCCUAUUCCCUAUAUAAUGCACUAAUUUUGACCAGAGCUCUAUGGGCCCUGGUCAAAAGUACUGCUAGUGCUCUGGUCCAAAGUAGUGCACUAUAUAGGGAAUAGGGCGCCAAUUCAGACACAGCCAUACACUUUUUAAUUGAUUUAAGCAAUAUAAAUACUGAAGGCAUGAAACACUUGGUUGUUCAUCAUGUAUUAUGGUAAGCAGCAGCAAACAAUGGUUAUCCUCACCAUGCUUUAGUGUGUUGAAGACAUUUCAACAUUUCUGUCAGGCAGAUGGUGAGCAGACAGACCCCUGAUGUUGAAAUACUACUGGAGACCAAAAUAGGGAAGCCGCUCUCCACUUAGAGUUUUGACACGCAAGCAGCUUCCAGAAUUUUUUUUCAACCUCUUGUGUAACCAGACAAUGCCUUUUAACACUGUUCUUUUGAUCAACACCAUUCAGUUGAUCAUUUGUUUGCAUAGUCACAGUUUAUGACAAUUUCAUGUUCUCUUUUCAUGUUGCUCAGGCCAAGAGAGAGCAGACGUCGCGUUGUCUAUCAGUGACUCCCCAAUUCUGAGCUACACAGAUCUGGUGGGCUUUAGCUACCAAGUGGCUAAGGGCAUGGACUUUCUGGCAUCCAAGAAUGUAUGACUAUGGAAAGCUUCAUAAUACAUCCUUAUUCACAUCAUGUCAUGAAAUGUCAUGCCAUGUCACAUCAAACAUUAAUUAAUUAUUGAGAACAUGUGGAAAUUACCUUACUGAACCCACGUGAACUUCAAUAACAGUCUAAACUGUUGUCCCUGUCCUCACAGUGUGUUCAUCGUGACCUGGCUGCCAGAAACGUUCUCAUCUGUGAGGGAAAGCUGGUGAAGAUCUGUGACUUUGGCCUGGCCCGUGAUGUCAUGAACGACUCCAACUACAUAGCCAAAGGCAACGUGAGUUCAUUUGUUUCGUUUUGGUUGUUGUGUAUUUGUUUACAGGCCAUUCAAACAUGUGUAGUAAGUAAGGAAGGGGAAGAAACAACCAAACAGUCAUUAUGUUAGGAGGUGAAAGUGAUAGAAACUGAAAUACAAUUUUUUAUAAGGAACUUCCAGAGAUGUGGUUUAAUAUGACCCACUUAUGCAAACGAUCUGACCGACAACACUGUAAUAUUUAAAUGGUUUUAGCUCCUUUUUCCCUUAACAGACUGCUGUAUUUCUGGUUAAUUCUGUACAUCCUGAGAGUAAAAUAUGUUUUAGGUUAAAAAGCUGGCACAGGCGCCAUUUUUAGGGUUUUUAAAUGCUAAAACUUCCCACUAGGGUGAAGUUGUUUUUGCCAAAAAUGUGGUUGAGUUAUUGGAUAUGUGGGCUGCAGACUCUUUCCACUGGGGUUUUCUUGGCUUUUGGCUUUUUUGGUCUAAGAUCAGAAGAGGAUGUGAAACAGCUUUCCAAAAGUCAUUAUGUUAUAGAUGGUACAGGUCAGAAUACCAAAACAAUGUCAAUUUUCGUCACUGUACCAAAAGCAGAAGGCUAUUUUCCAUAAUUACAUCUGUAAUUCUGUAUUGCAACUGUCAUUACCUAAAAUGGGUUACCUACAGUAUGUCUCUGAUAUUGUAGACAUUCCUGCCACUGAAGUGGAUGGCUCCAGAGAGUAUCUUCCAGAACCUCUACACAACCUUGAGCGAUGUUUGGUCUUUUGGCAUUCUGCUUUCAGAGAUCUUUACUCUAGGUAAAUACAAAAGUCUCUGCAUAGAAAAUAUGUGUUUUGAUUCUUUACUUAUUGCAACUAGAGAUAAUAUCUAUGAAUGUAUGUCUUGAUACUAGUUACAGUGCAAUUGGAAAGUAUUCAGACCCCUUGAAUAUUUCCACAUUUUGUUAUGUUACAGCCUUAUUCUAAAAUGGAUUAAAUAUUUUUUUAUCUACACACAAUACCCCAUAAUGACAAAGCAAAAACAGGUUUUUAGACAUUUUUGCAAAUGUAUUACAAAUAAAUAAACAGAAAUAUCUUAUUUACAUAAGUAUUCAGACCCUUUACUCAGAACUUUCAUUACAGCCUUGAGUCUUCUUGGAUAUGACCUACAAGCUUGGCACAUCUGUAUUUGGGGAGUUUCUCCCAUUCUUCUCUGCAGACCCUCUCAAGCUCUGUCAGGUUGGAUGGGAGCAUCGCUGCACAGCUAUUUUCAGGUCUCUCCAAAAGAUGUUCGAUCAGGUUCAAGUCCGGGCUCUGGCUGGGCCACUCAAGGACAUUCAGAGACUUGUCCCGUAGCCAUUCCUGCGCUGUCUUGGCUGUUUGCUUAGGGUCGUUGUCCUGUUGGAAGGUGAACCUUCACCCCAGUCUGAGGUCCUGAGCGCUCUGUAGCAGGUUUUCAUCAAGGAUCUCUCUGUACUUUGCUCCGUUCAUCUUUCCCUUGAUCCUGACUAGUCUCCCAGUCCUGCCGCUGAAAAACAUCUCCACAGCAUGAUAAUACUACCACCAUGCUUCACCGUAGGGAUGGUGCCAGGUUACCUCCAGACGUGACGCUUGGCAUUCAUGCCAAUGAGUUCAAUCUUGCUUUCAUCAGACCAGAGAAUGUUGUUUCUCAUGGUCUGAGAGUCCUUUAGGUGCCUUUUGGCAAACUCCAAGCGGGCUGUCAUGUUCCUUUUGCUGAGGAGUGGCUUCCGUCUGGCCACUCUACCAUAACGACCUGAUUGGUGGAGUGCUGCAGAGAUGGUUGGUCCUUCUUGAAGGUUCUCCCAUCGCCACAGAGGAACUCUGGAACUCUGUCAGAGUGACCAUCGGGUUCUUGGUCACCUCCCUGACCAAGGCCCUUCUCCCCCGAUUGCUCAGUUUGGCCUGGCGGCCAGCUAUAGGAAGAGUCUUGGUGGUUCCAAACUUCUUCAAUUUAAGAAUGAUGGAGGCCACUAUGAUGGAGACCUUCAAUGCUGCAGACAUUUUUUGGUACCCCAGAUCUGUGCCUCAACACAAUCCUGUCUCGGAGCUUUAUGGACAAUUCCUUCGACCUUAUGGCUUGGUUUUUGCUCUGACAUGCACUGUCAACUGUGGGACCUUAUAUAGACAGGUGUGUGCCUUUCCAAAUCAUGUCCAAUAAAUUGAAUUUACCACAGGUGGACUCCAAUCAAGUUGUAGAAACAUCUCAAGGAUGAUCAAUGGAAACAGGAUGCACCUGAGCUCAAUUUCGAGUCUCAUAGCAAAGGUUCUGAAUACUUAUGUAAAUAAGGUAUUUCAGUUUUUUUAUUUUUAAUACAUUUGCAAAAAUGUCUAAAAACCAGUUUUCACUUUGUCAUUAUGGGGUAUAUUGUGUAGAUGGAUGAGAAUAUUUUUUAAAAUCCAUUUUAGAAUAAGGCUGUAAUGUAACAAAAUGUGGAAAAAGUCAAGGGGUCUGAAUACUUUCUGAAUGCACUGUAUAUACUUUGUUUCGGCCUACCUUCAGGAGGAACGCCCUAUCCUGACAUUCCCAUGAAUGAACAGUUCUACACUGCCUUGAAGAGAGGCUACAGGAUGCCCAAACCCACUCAUGCUACAGACGAGAUGUGAGGCCUCAUCUGUCUCUCUUUGUCUGUAGGAGUUUUUGUGGUUGUAUGUAAAAUAACCACUGGUGAAAUUCAAUCUACAUUUAAUUUGUUUCUUUCAGCUAUGAUGUCAUGUGCAAGUGUUGGGAUGAGAAAUUUGAGAAGAGGCCACCGUUCUCCUCUCUGGUUCAUUUGAUGGGAAACCUGCUGACUGACGUUUACAAAAAGGUACAGAAAACUAGAAUAAUCCUCAACAUUAUGGCUAUGAUUAUGUUGAUUGCUCAUGUAUUAAUAUCUACAUAUAAUUUCCAAACCGCCCCAGAAAUACACCCAGGUGAAUGAGAGCUUUCUGAAGAGCGACAGGUCCAAACCCACACCAGUAGGGAACCCGGCUGUGUCUCCAGAUGUCCAGUCCUCAGGGGACCGAGCAGGGCAGGAGACAGAGGAGACAGAGGAGACAGGGGAGAUAGGGGAGACUGGGAAGGAGGCUGGCCCCUCCCAGACUGACUACAUAAUCGCCAUCCCAGAUAUCCAUGUAGUCGAAGAGGCAGAAGCAAGUGGUGAGGUGCUGGACACCGCCACACAGAGUACAUCAAGGUAACGUAGGAUCUUCUCUCCACAGAAUAUGUCUCUUGUCUGUCAACUCUGUGGCUGUCUGUUUGCCACAGGAAGAGUGUGACUGCGUGGGUCAAAGGCAGCAUUUGAGGAUUUCCCAAUUCUGCACUGCCUUAUGUCAUGUGUAGGGUUGCAAAAUUCCUGGAACUUUCAAUAAAUUCCCUGGUUGGAGGAUUCCCAGAAUCUGGAGGGAAUAAGCAGGAAAUUCGGAAUCCUCCUUCCAGGAAUUUAUUGAAUGUUCCCAGAAUUUUGCAACCCUAGUCAAGCUUCUUUCAAAGCUUUUCUGAUGUUGGGUUUUUGUUUCUUGCUUAUUGUUAUUCAUAAUUGGCAGUUGACACUAAGUCUUUGAUAAUGCCAUUGUAUCGAUUUUACUCUGACAUUAAUAAAGCAGUAAUAAAGUAAAACCAAUCUUUGUUCUACCUUGUUAGUCCUCCAAGCACAACGGACCAGACCGAUACUGACACAGCCUCCCUAAAUGGGCCAGAAGCCUCCCUAGAAGAACCAGUACCCACAGAGGAAGAGGUGCCUGCCCCCACGCAAGAAGACAAGCUCCCCCAGUCUCCAUGUACCCCUGAAGUGGAGGAGAGUUUCCUG